This is a messenger RNA of Protopolystoma xenopodis, 582 nucleotides long. Lineage: Eukaryota; Metazoa; Platyhelminthes; Monogenea; Polystomatidea; Polystomatidae. The record is from the annotation of a GenBank genome assembly.
AUGGUUCACUCCUCCUCCUCCUCCUCCCCUCGCCCCACUUGGUAUCAUAUUUCGGCGUGUUCGGACCCUUCUUUCCACAUGGAUAUUGCCUUUGCCCGCCAAAGUUCGAGUUCCUCUGGUCUCAUUAAAGUAGGCUCCCGGAAGAUAAUGGGACAAGGAGGAGGGACGACGAGUCAGGCGGUUGGCUGUUGCAGAGACCGGCUGAAGGUGAGUUGUACGGAAAUAAAGCUGGCCGAGGUAAAGACGGGGUACUAUGCACGUCACGAGGGUCGAGAAGGCCCAGUCAGUUGGCCGGCACCUGUUCGGGGCAGAGUUGCGAAAUGCCCCUCACUCUGCCUUUCUCUUCACAUCUGCCCUUUCCCCACCUCUCCGGCUCAUACAGUCAGGUCCGCAUUCUUGCAGACCAUUCACCCUCCUCUGCUCCACCCUCACCAGCAUUCUCCCCACAGUUGCUUGAAUGGUAAAACGUCUUGCACGAACCAGCCAGAGCUAACUAGCCUCCUUUUUUCUCAAGCUGUCUCUUGGCCUUCUCGACAAGUCCAUCCAGAAUGCCGACUUUUUCCGCUGCCCGGAUUACCGUGA